Molecule: messenger RNA, 937 nt
Organism: Perca fluviatilis (European perch)
Lineage: Eukaryota; Metazoa; Chordata; Actinopteri; Perciformes; Percidae
Gene: mlf1
Product: myeloid leukemia factor 1
Exons: 7
Coding region: 107-889 (260 amino acids)
Biological process (GO): regulation of DNA-templated transcription
Cellular component (GO): nucleus; cytoplasm
Source: RefSeq, a predicted model, not a curated record
UUCCAUGCCACCUCUUUCAUAGUAACAUUAGCGUCCAGAGGCUGAGUGGUGUCGCGAAACGGAUUUUAAAUCUUAGUUUUUGUUGACAGCUUCAAAAUCUGUGGAAAUGUUCAACAGUGAUCGCAGGGAGUUUGAUGAGGAUCCGUUCUUCUCGGAUCCUUUCCGGGCUCACAGGGAACAUAUGCGGCACAUGAUGCGAAGCUUCUCUGAGCCAUACGGCGGGCCCGUGAUGCCCAGUAUAAUGGAUGGGAGAAACCGUGGUCGUGACAUGGCAGAACAUCCAAGCUCAUCCCUGGCGCUGAGGGACGAACACAGGGAUUUGAUGAGGAACCCUUUCGGCAUGUUCGACAAUGUGAUGUCCAACAUGAGAAACAGGAUGGAGGAGAUGCACAGAAACUUUGAGAACAUGUCCACGGAUUCAAACACCCACUCAUUCAGAUCCUCAUCAGUCAUGACAUAUUCAAAGGUUGGAAAUGAGCCUCCCAAGGUCUUCCAGGCGAGCUCAUUGACACGCCGGGCCCCUGGGGGGAUCAAGGAGACCCAGCAAGCAGUUAAAGACUCUGAGAGUGGUCUGGAGAAGAUGUCCAUUGGUCACCACAUCCAGGACAGGGGACAUGUUGUUGAGAAGAAAUACAACAAGAAAACAGGAGAGAAGGAGUUCAUCCAGGACUUUCAGAAUUUGGAUGAAUCUGAAGCCCAGUCUUUUGACGAAGAGUGGCAGCAGGAGGUGUCUAAGUUUCGGCCAUCUGGCCCCAUGUCUCGUCUGGAGGAACCCCGACCCCGUGGUGUUCACCGCGCAGCCCUGGCCGGUUCUAAGCAGAAACACAGUGACCAAUCAAAGGGCAAGACUGAGGGUAAAAGCAACAUGAAAGGCUCGAAAAAGCAGUGAAAACAUCUGUUUGUGUGCCUAUUAAAGUCUUUUAAGCAUCAUGCAGUA